CAAGUAGUCAGGCCUUGCUUCAAACCUCACUCCGCCUCUAGAAAGUUUGACACAGCACCGGGUCUCAAUCACAUCAGCAACCCGCCGUUUUCCCUUUUGGCCAUUUUUCGAAGUGGGGUUUCACCGUCGCUUAGGGGUUGGUACUGAGCAGGAACUCAUACUCACUUCAAUCAUCUAUCCCGACGACUUUGUUCGCCCGCAGGCCUGUUUAAUCAACCAUGGCCGCUCAGGGUUCUGAGAGUAUCAAUCUGGAGACGCUAGACACACAGCAACUCAGUCAGGUCAAGAAGCAGUUGGAAGAAGAACUCGAGCACUUGACAAACUCGUUCGCCCAACUACACAGCGCGCAAUCCAGGUUCAAGGAGUGCCUCCGGUGUGUCAAGGCCAGGCCUGGUGCUGGGGAUGGCGACAAAUCUGUCCUGGUGCCGCUAACCAACUCUCUCUACGUACGUGGGGAGCUUUCGGAUCCAAAGCACGUCAUCGUCGACGUGGGCACAGGAUUCUACGUCGAGAAGGAUACCGAGUCUGCCGAACGUUUCUACGAGGCCAAGAUUCAGAAUUUGAUGAAUAACAUUCAGGACCUCGAGCUGAUCGUGCAGCGGAAAACGCUAAAUGUGCGAAGUGUUGAGGAUGUGCUGAGGCAAAAGGUUUUACAAAGCCAGACAGCAUGAAUAGCAAUGGGGUGUUAUAAAGCAGGCUACUAUAACUAUUGUACAAAAAUAGCACCGUGACUACUAUUACACUAGGCACUAAACCUCUAUAACCCCGAACCUUAAGCAACUAGCGGACCU
Messenger RNA from Colletotrichum scovillei, 791 nucleotides. Its product is annotated as prefoldin. Bases 219 to 671 code for a protein of 150 amino acids. The record is from RefSeq and is a predicted model, not a curated record. NCBI's taxonomy places the organism in Eukaryota, Fungi, Ascomycota, Sordariomycetes, Glomerellales, Glomerellaceae. The transcript has 5 exons. Gene Ontology annotation, cellular component: prefoldin complex; cytoplasm. Gene Ontology annotation, biological process: regulation of DNA-templated transcription; protein folding.